CCUCCCAGCAGCCACAGGGAAGUCUGUCAGCUGCACACUGCUCAUUCUUAAUUAUCUCUAUGGCUGCUGAUGAGAGCGGACAGGAGCUGGACCUGCUCGAAAUGCGCCAAUUAUCCGCAGAGGACGGAUGUGCCUUCGUGUGUGUACACAGCAAUAUGUCCCGAUGAGCGCAACACAGCUGAUUAAUACAGAUCGGUGGUCGUCAGUUGUUAUAAAGGACUUGCGUUGUCUGCUCUUUACGUAAUCUAUUUUUUGCGUAAUUUUGCACCGGGUACUGGAUGCCGCGUGGACCAGGAUUAUUUUGGCGAGGAUAUCUCUAGUGCUUCUCCCCUCCUCUCUGCAUCCGUUGUUGUCCUCAACAGCAAACACACACACGGGGGACUAUUUGUCUGGAGCAACAUUUGUAAACAGACGAGGAGCUGUUUUUUAAUGAAAUCCAACAUCGCUGCAUCCCAGUUGAAGCCUUCAAUCAGCAAUGCCUGGGAAUCCUCCAGCUGCUCUUCCAUGCUGUGCUCUGAGAAUGGGAUCGUAGUAAACCUCUCUAGGAUUUAGAUCAACUGCUAGUAUGUUGCAGCCCUCCUCCAGAACAGGUGACAGCCUGUUGGAAACAUUACCUCAUUGGAAUAAGCGUCCGAGAUGGAUCCUCCCCCUCGCCGUCUGCGUGACUCUCCUCUGGCUUCCCGGUGCAGCGGCCUCCACCCUAAACUGCCACAAGACAUGCAUCUGCGCCUCAAACAUAGUGAGCUGCUCCAAGAUGAAUCUGACCACCAUCCCGACAGGUCUGCCGUCCUACACGGCGGUGCUGGAUCUCAGCUACAAUGAGAUAUCGCGGCUGCGAUCUGAGUGGACCCCAGUCAAGCUCCUGAAGCUCCAUAACCUCCUCCUCAGCCAUAAUGGUCUCCACUUCCUGUCUUCAGAGGCGUUCCUGUAUGUGAAGCACCUGCGCUACUUGGACCUGUCCUCCAACAACUUGACACUGCUGGAUGAGUUCAUCUUUGAGCCUUUGGUCAACCUUGAAGUCCUCUUGCUGUACAAUAACCAAAUUUCCCAGAUUGACCGCGCAGCUUUUAUCGGCAUGAUCAACCUUCAGAAGCUCUACCUGAGCCAGAACCAAAUCUCUCGCUUCCCCUUGGAGCUGGUCAAAGAAAAGUCCCGUCUGGAGAAACUUAGUCUCCUGGAUGUGUCCUCCAACAAAAUCAAGAUGUUAGCCAUUGAUGAGCUCCAGGUGCUGCCUGCCUGGAUUAAAAACGGCCUCUACUUUCACAAUAACCCUCUGCUGUGUCACUGUGAUCUCUACACGCUCCUCGCCCACUGGUACAUCCGGAAGCUCAACUCCGCUGUGGACUUCAAAGACGACUACACAUGUAUUCUGCCCGGCCCCCAAAAAACCAAGGUCGGCAUUUUUGAUCUCAGUGGUGAGAACAUGAACUGCAGCACUUUUAAGGAGGCAGAUGAAGAGGCUUUUCUGGAGCAGAGGCUGAUCCUAGGCUGUGACACCAAACACAGAAACAUGAAAAAGACCUGGUUGAUGCCUGGUAAUAUGGUGGUGACACCCGGAAGCAACCAGACAGUCAAAGCCCUGCCAGAUGGAAGUCUGCAGAUUAGUCCGGUGAGGACUGAGGACUCUGGGGUCUACACUUGCUUAGCGAUGAGCGAGGCUUUCAAUGAGACGAUCUACGUGGUGCUGAAAGUUCACAACUUCACCAUGCAUGGGGGCGGGGAGACCCUGAACACAGCAUACACCACCUUGGUAGGCUGUCUGGCCAGCGUGGUGCUGGUGCUCAUGUAUCUUUACCUGACGCCGUGUCGCUGCUUCUGCUGCCCCAAUAAAGGAAAGGCUCGGGGUGAUGACAGCAUCCACUCGUCCAUGCUCAGCGUGACACCGACCCACGAGGACCCGACGCUCAAGGCCGAGCUGAACAGGCACGUGGCGUUUAUAGACUCCAAGGACUUGCAGGGUCAGAACGGUAAGCUGAACCCCAAUGGGGAUGAGGAUGACGACGACAUGGAUGCAGAGGCUGGUUCUCUUAUGAAGGGGAAAAGGAAGAAGUCAGUAGCAGAGUCCAUCAGCUCCGUCUUCUCAGACACUCCCAUGGUGGUCUGAGACGAGACGAUGGAUGUCACACGACUGGAUGUAUACGGUACAACAUGAGCCACGUUUUAGUUAGUGUAAACUGUGACUUGUGGGAGAAAACAGAAAGGAUGAUCAUCUGUAGUUGCUGGCAAGUUGUAAUAAGGAUCUUAAAGGGAUUUUUAAAAAACUGUCUUGUUGCCGACAAGGACAAUAAACUUUUCCAGCAUUUUAAUCUGUAGCACUCAAUAUUCAUACUGUGAAGGAAUGGCAGUGAAUAGUGGAAACUACUGGAGUCUUACGAGAGCAAAACGUAGAUGAUAUAUUGUUGAUAUCAGCACUCAGGAAGUGAUGCAUCAAACGACUAAAGUGCAUAUGAUACAAUGCACAGGUUGACAUUAGAUAUGAAAAAACUGUAGUAUAUGUUAAAACCAUGGCUGGCUCAUUAUUAUAUUUAUUACAAGAAGUAGAACAGAUUGCAUAAACAUUAGAGCACAGAUUCAUCCCUCUAUCAACACGGGGACAGAGAUUUAGACAGACAGGUCGCAGUCACCAGGCUAUGAAUACAUCUGACGUUAACCUUGAGUCAUCUAUAGAGUACCAGCAUGCCAUAAACCCACAUUAUAUGAGGUCUGAGAAUGAUCUGUAUAAGUGGCAGUAAGAAAAUGUGCAUUCAUCAGACGUUUAGUCAUUUAUAUUGAGAAAGCAGUAGCACAAACAUUAUAUUAAGAGGACAUCCGAGGUCAUUUCCAUCCUGCUUCAUAGUCAAUACUUAGUUGCACUCAGAUAUACUUCAUCACAAUGAUUUUUAUUCGUAAUCAUAGUCUAAUGUGUAGCGAUAAAGGGGGAAGAUAUUUUAAGGGAUAAAUUUACAUAGAGUUAUGGUAUAAAAAAAGUUAGUGAGUUUGAGGUAAAUCCUUGCUUAUAAAUGAAUUGUAUAUGAAAGUAGUUGCCUCUUAGUUGUUGCACAUUUACAGUAUAACCCAAAAAAAACCUUACACAAUAAAAAAAUGCUUCCAGCAGAUAUACAUUAGCUGCAGGGCAGCAUUUUGUCUUGACUGAUUAUCAAGAUACUGUCGCAAAUUCUGUAUACUGACUGGUACCAUGGUCCUUCCAAGGACUAAUACACUGACAUACCAGAGUUUGACUCUUUCUCUUGGCCAAAUUAUAGCAUUUGUUUCUCUCAAGUCACACUAGCAGGAAGUUAAAUACCAAGCUAGAAGCUGCCAGCUUGAGUUUAUUUUAUUCUGUCCUGUAUGUAAAGUAUGCACCUUAUUUAAUAUUUUAACGUACAUCGCUAAAAGAAAAAAAACAUUUGCAUUUGCACUUGCAUUUUGAUCAGAUUGACAAUAACUAGUGUCAGGGUAGAAAAAGCUGCAUAUCGUAUUAGGUAGGUAGGUUAAAUAUAACACCAUAUCAAGUGGUGCAGUGAAAGCAUCAGUAAUCAUGAGUAGUUGGGUAGUGCGUUUGUGUUGCUGCACCAAAGUGGAUGCCAGAAAAAAAGCAGUUCUGUGGUAGAGAAGUUGAGACAGACUCAACCCAAGACCACGCUGACUCGACCAUUCAUGUAACCAGCAAGUAUCGUAAACAUCCCCACCCCUAACAACUUUGGUACAAGAAAGUUUAAAAAUCAAAAUGCAAGCGCAUACCCUAACUGCUUACAAUUGAACAAAGAUCCCUUCAAGUGCAGCCAGAAAUGUCAAGAUCAUAUAAAAAUAUACAGGUGCAUCUCAAUACAUUAGAAUAUCAUGGAGAAGUCAAUUUCCAGUAGUUCAUGUCAAAUAGCCAAGUAAUAACCAAGUAUUGAGUGCAUAUAGAUGGACAUACUUUUAAGAGGCUAACAUUUCCAUAUUAAACACACUUUUAAAAAUUGGUCUUUUGUAAUAUUCAAAUUUUUUGAGACACUGAAUUUUAGGUCUUCAUUAAAUGUAAGCCAUCAUCAUUAUAAUUAGAAGAAAUUAAGUAAAUUAAGACAGGAAAUGCUUCAUUCUGUGUGUAAUGGAUCUAUAUAAUGCGUUAUUUCCACUUUUUGAAUUUAAUUACUGACAUAAAUAAACAUUUGUAUGAUAUUCUAAUUUAUUGAGAUGUACCUGUAAGGUUUACUUGUGCUACACUGGUGGGUUAAAAUUAACAACAUGACACACAACACAUAUGGGUCAUUUGACAAGUGACACUCCCACACCGCCACUCAACCCUGCGCACCAUUCGAUCUCAUGUAAAUUUCUCUACAGCAUAAUUAAACCUACAGGGUUCCUCGAGAAGAUUAUGAGUGAUGCUGAUGAGGCUGUACAUUAUUUGACAGGAGACAGCAGCUUUUACAGGACACAUCUUUUUACCUUCAGAAGAUAUUCUGGAUUUCUUUUCAAUUAUAAUUGAAUCUGUUGAGACCUGAAUUUCACUACCAAAGUUUAAAACAGGCAUAAACAAGAUAGUGUUUUCAUUAGACUGUGUGGCGUUUGUGUCAUAAUACAAGGGUAGCCCGGCGUAGAUGCUAAUUGCAUCUUUUGAUGGGAUGCAGCUCUGCUCUCCGUGUCUUUGUCUCUCUGAGCAGGAGGCGAUAGGUGUGUUAUCAUGAGUCACAGCGACACAAAGCCAUUCUCUGUGGUUCCUUUUACACUGACAGCCUCGAUUCAGCCCAGAUGUGUUUGCUUUGUUUGUAUGCCUCCAUCAUUACGAGGCUGCCCUCACUGAAGUUCAAAAGCAAUCAUUCAGCCAAGGGAUGAAUGUGAUGCCCUUUAAAUAGUCUCUAAUUUGUUUAUGAGGGAAACGCCUGGAGCUUUCAUUGAACAUUUCCCACAGAGUCAUGUGAAUGGAAAAUACAAUAUGAGACCAUGGGAAUAAUAAGGUUAUAAUUUAUUGCUCAAUGCUUUUCAGUUUUCCACUUCAACCCCAAAGUACAUAUGAGAACAGAUGCUGACAUCCUGAAAUGAAGUGUCUGCAAAGCUCACAAAUGUUAAGACGUACACAUUUCUGAGUGCAAUAGGUUUUUACGCAAAAAUUGAGGUUAUAUUCACAGUUGCAGUGUGCAACGCAGCAUCUUCUGUGUGUGGGUGAGAAGAGGAAGUCACACUUAUCAGAGAGGUGGAGUGUGAAUCAUUCCACUCUCACAGAUAGGAAUACCAGGUGGAAAAAUAGCAAAAACACCACAAGACGCAUUAAAAUAAAGCCACAUUUAGCACUACUGCUGACUUGCUGCAAUUGGUGAAUAAUUUAUCCCAUUUUUAGGGAUCCAACCCCGAAGUGUUGCCCUCUCAAAUUGAAAUAUACUGCAUGUGCUGUUGCCUGCUCUCUCAUCCUGGGAUCAAUCUAAAACCUGUUUUAUUUCGAGGCAGCAUGAGAAGCAACUAAAUGCCCGCCACAGAAUCUAAAAUGGCUCAAAACUUAAAUCUCACACAAACAUUAAGGCUGUUGAAUAGCAUAUGCAACUGCCAGUCCAUCUAGGAAUAGCAUGUGUUUACCCCACAGUAACCCAGUGUCAAUCCAGUUUAAUCGGCCGUGGCUAAUGGGUGGUCUUCUCCCGUCGGUUGUCACUCAAAAUACAGUUCUGUACAGAGAAAAACUAAGUGCUAUUGCGAAGGUCCUAACGUAGAGUUGGAGAAGAGUGGCUUUGUUCUCUCCAAAGCAAAUCUGCCUUCCUAUAUAUAUCUAUAUAUACAGUAUAUAUAUAUGUAUUAAGACUCACUUUUCUGUGUUCAGUAUUGAUUAGUUGUGUACUGCUAUGUUCUACCAGUGUACUGACUGUAUUCUUGUAUAAUCUGAUGUUGUUGGUCAUUUUGCAUUUCGUCCGCUGCUGUGCUACUGUUAGUUGUUUCAACAUUCAAGUCUUGACCAUAAAUGUUUAUUUUUUAAGCGGGUGGGGUUUACUUUUUUAUUGACAUAGGAUGUAUUUUACACUAUUCUGCUGAAGAAUAUGGUUUGUUGAAUAUUGAACUGAUGUAUGGAAAACUGCAUAGGAGGAGUGCCAGUUUUAAAAAUCAUUGUUACAUCCUUAAUGGGCAGUGAGUAUGUAGCCGCCAGUUAUUUUCAGUCAGUAUCAAAAAGCCAUAAGGAAUUCAAGUAGAAGACGCAGUGGUGGCUGUGUCAGGUGAAGUAUGGAGUUGUAGGUGAGUUCUCCACUGGAUACUUCACAACAAUUAAAGCAACAACUUUUCUGUCUAUGAGAAAAAAAGUCAAAGAAUAUUUUUUAUAAAAGCCAGGAAUGUAGGAAAAUCUCUUUACCCACACUACUGAAUUCCUGAAACACAAUGGGUUUUGAAUGGAUUUGAGGGUAAAUAAAUCUUCUCAGGACUAUGUCAGUUUUAAGUUCUAAUGUAAUACGAUGUGCAAAUUAUUUCACAUUUGCAGGAUCAAUAAAAAAAUGUUAUAUUUGGUUUGAGAUCUUUGCAGUUCACAGGCCCUUUGUGGUAAUGGUACAUUAACUGGUCGCUGCCCGACAUACAUCUAUCUCUGUUCAUCUGACAAUGUAGUAGCAAUUAAGGAAACAUCCUCGAG
Molecule: messenger RNA, 6562 nt
Organism: Centropristis striata (black sea bass)
Lineage: Eukaryota; Metazoa; Chordata; Actinopteri; Perciformes; Serranidae
Gene: amigo1
Product: adhesion molecule with Ig-like domain 1
Exons: 2
Coding region: 566-2104 (512 amino acids)
Biological process (GO): brain development
Molecular function (GO): protein binding
Source: RefSeq, a predicted model, not a curated record